CGAUCGAUCGGUUCAGUUGCUGCCGGUUCGGUGCUGUGUGUGUCCAGCUUGUUUGUGUUACCGAUAACCUUCCGUGAUCGGGCACGCAACCACCAAACGGACAGUGAAUUGCGAUAAGGAGUGUGGUGUACAGUAUUAACGAAGCACAAUUAAACGUUGCCUUACUCUUGGCUAGCUGAAAAAGAAUUGUCCCGAAAAGUGGUGUAAAGUGUGUUUAGUUCUUCUUUAAACAUCAGUGCAGCCGGUUGUCUAUAGAAUAAUGGGCAAGUAUAGUCUAACGGCUUUCGUGCCUAUGGUGUUGUUUUGCCUCACCGUAGUCAGUGUUGUGGAGGGUGGAUUUUUGGAUUGGUUCCGAAGCAACAAAAACAAGGGUCACGAUGUGUGUCGCGUUGAGUUCGAGGUGCUUGACCCGCAAGGGUUGCGCUUAUGGACGCCCCAAAAAGCCCAAGUCAAAGGAUUCGGUGUGGAACUGUUCAUUAAUCCUGUGCGCGGGCGUAAGGUGCAGCAGUGCAACGUGUGCCGUAACACAACGGAGAUUACGCACGGGAAAUUCUUCCUGCAGGAUGACAACGUGAUCGUCAAGGUUGGGGACAUACUGGAGUAUGUGAUCAUUACCGAUAACGGGAAGUCUGUCCAGCGCCACAAACCAAGGAAACUGAUAGUGGAUGACGGCAUCAUCAAGCCGAAAGGAAGAUGUGCCUGUCCGCCUGGUACCGUAACUCCGGCCACACCGACGGAUUCCGCCAAGCAGGUGUUUGAAGAACCAACCGCCGAGAUAGCUCUGCUCGAACGCAUUCUUGAAAGAGUGUCGAAAAAGUGUGCCGAAGGUGCCAUGUCCAACUUCCUCUUCCUACAAACGGAUCGGGCCGAUGGACCGACCAACGAUUUGAAACAGAUUGUGCGUAAUUACUUCCAGAGCAAGGACGCUCUGAAGCCACUGACGAAUUCGGUCAUGUCCGCGGAAGAUGGGUCCGAUGGGAUUGUCUUCCGAGUGACCAAUGUUAUCGAUAAACUGAAAAUUUUGGAGCUCGCUCGACAGGAUAAUGACAUACUGGACUACGAUAAGCUGACCGCGAUCGAUGACUUUGAUAUUCGUGGCUCAUUUACUGAGACUCCAUAACUGGAGAUUAAAACUUCCUUUUGAAAAUGACAU
Anopheles moucheti is the source of this 1153-nucleotide messenger RNA. RefSeq lists its product as uncharacterized. The transcript is spliced from 2 exons. NCBI's taxonomy places the organism in Eukaryota, Metazoa, Arthropoda, Insecta, Diptera, Culicidae. Gene Ontology annotation, molecular function: carbohydrate binding. The record is from RefSeq and is a predicted model, not a curated record. Bases 260 to 1120 code for a protein of 286 amino acids.